Hibiscus syriacus is the source of this 714-nucleotide messenger RNA. RefSeq lists its product as uncharacterized. Bases 82 to 507 code for a protein of 141 amino acids. Lineage: Eukaryota; Viridiplantae; Streptophyta; Magnoliopsida; Malvales; Malvaceae. The record is from RefSeq and is a predicted model, not a curated record. The transcript has 2 exons.
AAAGGCACGUUGAAAUUCAAGGUUGAAGGCAAUUCUCUCAGAUCAUGUAAAUAAAAGGUAAAAAGUGUGAGCUUUGCAAUAAUGUGGCAAGAGUGUAUUGUGAAUCAGAUGAGGCCAUGUUGUGCUGGGACUGUGACUCCGGAGUACACGGUGCCAAUUUUCUGGUUGCUAGGCUAUAGGCAUUUAAGAACUAUUCUUUGCCACCUCUGUCAAUCUUCUACGGCCCAGAAUGGCUCGGGACCAAAGCUUGCAUCCAUUAUUUGUGCUUGCAGCAAUUGCAUCAAUAGAAGUGGUUGUAGAGAAGAGAUAAAUAUCACUUACUACGACGAUGAUACUAGCGGUAAUGAAGAAAAACAAGUGGUUUCAUGGCCUUGUAUGCGUGACACCGUUGAACCCGCUUCUAGUCAGGACCACUUAGGCUGCUCGUUUUAUGCACUUCAGAGCAAGAAUUUGCCUUAUGAACCAACUUUCUUGAAUGCCUUUGGGUCAUCGCAAGGAAGAAAAUAACAGUUUUAGGAUUACAAGAGGGUAUGAUUGUGGGACACCGUAGCAACAAGUCAAAAAUAUUGCUGCUUCAUAUCUGCAAAUGAAAGCAAAUUCUGCUUCUAAGAUGUUAAUGCCAUUCUUAAUCGCUAAUUGAUUUCGUUUAAUAAGAGGUAAUUAUCUGUAAUUGUGAAUCACCCAUCCUUGAAUCUGGAUCAAGAUGUAUUAAUA